AUGGAGCUGAAGCGAAGUGUUUGCAUGGAAAUAUCCACGGAUAGAGCUCUGAGCCAAAAGGCCUUUGGUUUCAACAAGCGGCAAGUGGAUAUGAAUGGAGGGCUGCUAGCUGAGGUGCGAGGCGAUGAGCGAUACAUGUCGUUAGCAUGCAGUCACUUUACGGCCUUUUGCCGUGCCUGCAUUGCAGCAUGUCCCUCGGACCAAGAGACGGUGUCGGACAACGGCAAGCUCACGUUGCAGCGAUUGUCUACGGACUUUCGGCAGGCCGUGGAUAAUGGAUGGGAGUGGCUGGUGCUGUCAGCGGAAGUUGAUGCAGUACUGCCCUCGCUGGCCUCCUUCGUUCAGGAAGUCAUGAAUGCAGCCCAAGGAGUUGCAAGAACGGCAGGCGAGCUGGAGCUCGCCAUGGCGAUGGUGACCCGAGCAAAGUUGCUGGCAGAGCAAGGUUUGUGCAUCGACUGGGAUGUUGUGCAAGCUGAUGUAGCAGCCACGGUGCCGGAUGCCUCGCCACAGACCGUGGCCGCUUGCGGGUUGUUCUGCAGAUUCUAUGCAGGAGGAACCGAAGCACCUCUGCUGAAGUUUUUGCACGACUUUUCCUUGAAAUAUGGGGCAAGCAAAAGAUUGGGAGAGGAAUUCAUGUCCACGGUCGCCGGCCUCCGGUUUGCAGGGCAGGAGCGAUCGCAUGCUUUCGCGAGGGCUGCGAUGAUCGCGACGAACCUGACACCCACAAAAGUGGUAGACGGUGUGGCUCGGCUGCUGAACAAGAGCGAUGUCAGCAGGCUCUGUGCGAAAGGCAUGGAAGAUGCUGUAAAGGAUUGGGAGGAGCUUCUUUGUCGUGCCUGGGCUCACACUCAGAAUGUGACGGAGGCAAGUGCACGUGCCAAGGCAAUUGAGUGCUUCGGUCGCCUGAUGGUUCGCAGCACCCUCUUCAUGUGCAAGAAAGAGAAGUCGGGGCAAGAAGGCCUUGAGCACGGGUCCUUGGCCAAUUUGCUGACUUUGUACGAACACGAGAUGGGUGGCAAGAGUGCCGGUGCAACACCGGCUGCUGCUACAAAAGAUGGGCAGUCUGAUGCGGCCCCUGCGACCUUGGAGAACAUGCAGGACCCGGCCUUCCUGAUGAAGCUGCAAGGCUUCGCAGAGGGCAACCUGUACAAAGGCAAGCAGAAGUAUCAGGACAUCUGGCCUUGGAAGCUGGAGAAAAUCGGCCGGAGCCACGGCUCUUUCUCGCUGUGUUGUCCAGUGAGCUGGGACAAGAAGGUCGAGGUGCCUCUGAGCGAGCUCAAGAAAUUCUUCGAUCUGUACAGCGGAGAUGCACCCGAAGUGGUGUCUGACUCUGUGGACCGACUGCCUCAUAAUACGGAGGCUUGCAGCCAAGAGAGACUCCGAGGAGAGUUCUUCGAGCUCUGCUGCGAGUAUUUCCUGAAGUACUCGCACUGUGAAGAGGAGUUGACCUUUUUGAAGAAUCCCACGUGCUGUCUGUUGGAGGGCAAAGCCAAGACAGGCAAGCUGACGAUCUUCCCCUUCACGGAUCAGAUUUCAAAGGUUGGCUUAAAGCCGGCAGCUGGCAGUGUGGAGGUUUGGCAUUCGGCCUCGGGCACAAGCUUGUAUAUUUCACCCCCGGCUGCAGCCGGAAGUUUGCUAUCUGCCUUCUGGCAGAUCCCGGUCGGCUCAGAGCCGAAUCUGGCGACAGUCCUUCUGAACGAGAAGGGCUGGAAGAUUCGGCUGGGCUGUCACUUGUGCAAAGAUUUGCCCGUUCGCUUGUGCAAAGACGCCGCCGUUCGCUUGUACGCGCGCACGUGCGUUUUGUGUUGGCAGGGCCAACGAAUUCGGAGUUGGUCACUUGUGAUUGUGAUAUGUUCUCCGGCCGUGAAAGUGUACCAAACGUCGGCAGGGCCGUGGUUUCUUGCAUUCGGCGUGCAUGUUCGAGUUCGCGUGUUUUGGCUUUGA
Symbiodinium sp. CCMP2592 is the source of this 1944-nucleotide messenger RNA. The record is from the annotation of a GenBank genome assembly. NCBI's taxonomy places the organism in Eukaryota, Dinophyceae, Suessiales, Symbiodiniaceae.